Molecule: messenger RNA, 663 nt
Organism: Lolium perenne
Lineage: Eukaryota; Viridiplantae; Streptophyta; Magnoliopsida; Poales; Poaceae
Source: RefSeq, a predicted model, not a curated record
AUGGACAUCGUGCCGCCGGACUGGAUGCCGACGAGCUCGCCAUGGCCAAGCCACGGCCGCGCCGCCCUGCCCGCCACGGCCAAGCAACGCCCGCGCCGCCCGCCACGCCGUCCUGGCCGCCCUCGCACGGUCGCCGCCUCACCCCGCGCCCCUAGCGCCGCCCCAUGCCUCGCCGCAUCGCCACGAGCUCGACGGCCUCCUCCGCGCCGUGGAUUUUGCCCGCCGCCCGCGCCAUGGCUUGCCCGGCUCGUGCGCGUCGCCGAAACUCGCCGCGCGCACGAGGCUGGUCGCGCCUCGCCUCGCCAACUCCGCGCGGGGCCGGGGCCGGCCACGCCACGCUGCCGCGGGCGCCGGCCGCGCGGUCACGGGGUCGCCACGCCAAUGCCGCGCGGGGCCGGGGCCGGCCGCGCCACGCCACCGCGGGAGUCGGCCGCGCGGGCACGGGGGCUGGCGGCGCCUCGCCCCAUCGCCGGCCUCGCCAAGCCACGCGGGGGCUCGCGCCUUGCCGCGCCUCGACGCUGCCUCGUCGGCUGGCCUCGCCACGACGCGAGCGCCUCAACGCCGCCCCGUCCCUGCCGCGCCUCGGGCCGCCGCCGUCCCGAGCCCGCACCAUCUCGCGCCGCGCCUCGCGCGCCCGAGGCCGCGGCUGCGCCCGCGGGGUAG